Messenger RNA from Mya arenaria, 8074 nucleotides. RefSeq lists its product as uncharacterized. Gene Ontology annotation, molecular function: RNA-directed RNA polymerase activity; helicase activity. Gene Ontology annotation, cellular component: nuclear RNA-directed RNA polymerase complex. The coding region runs from base 790 to 6558 and encodes 1922 amino acids. Gene Ontology annotation, biological process: siRNA processing. The transcript is spliced from 3 exons. The record is from RefSeq and is a predicted model, not a curated record. Lineage: Eukaryota; Metazoa; Mollusca; Bivalvia; Myida; Myidae.
ACACUGUUGAUCACCUGAAAUAUUUCAUCUAAAAAGUUUUAUAACAAUUGCUAUGUCUCUGCUAAACUAUUUCAUUGAAAUUUUAUUUCUAAACUAAUAUUCGAAUACCAAUUUUGGUAUCCGAAUACUUGCGUGAUAUCCGGAUACUCGGAUAUUCGCUUCCAUCCCUAGUUUCUAUGGUAUUGAUAUAAGAGCCAUGUAAACUACCACGCUUCAAAUGUUCAACAUAUCCGAGUUCUUUAUUUGUUUACAUGUAAGAUGCCGUUUACCUUAUCUUUUGUAAUAAGUUGAGUUUGAAGCUGUAUUUAUUUCAGAUUUUCGGUCUAUAAUUUAACUGCAUUCUAUCAGAGCGUGAUAUUUAUUUGUGUCACGGACAACCGUUGGCUGUUUGCCUUCAUGUCGUUCGAACAGAGAAAAUUACAUUGUUUUUUCUAAAAAUCAGAUAAUGAAAAAUAUUAAGUUUCUUAUAACGAUAUGUUCAACGAGCCAAGAGAAAUACCGCCUAUAGUUAAACAUGCCCUGGUCUAUUAUUGACAGAUAUGCGGGGACGACCAACGUUGGCGGGUACUUUAGACAACCGAUGGCCUGGCAGUGCCGGUGAAUAGUGUGGUUUUAUCUUCGCGCAAAAUAUAGCUGGAAUGGACCUUACCUAGGGUUCCCGGGAUGUGGGAGCCUUUGAUUUGGUUUGACCAUUAGUUCUUCGCUGCAGGGCGGAAUUUUACCUUGGAUAGGCCAGACCUGGGUUGUGGUAACAAUUAACUGCAAUAGUGACUUCAACUUUGAAGAAGGAUGGUCAAUAUCAUCCUUUGCGGCUGCCCGGGGUCGGGAAAAGAGCACCUGGCUAAACGACUGAACCGUACGCUUAAACACAGACUUGGAAAACACAAAAUAAUCACUGGAUUAGCCAAACAUGUCUUAAGACGCGAAGGGAUUAGCAAACGCAAAGACUAUGACGCUGAUGAUGAUAAAUUUUGUUAUGUUCAGGAACAGAUUGUUCAGGAAUCAUGUAAUGAGGAACUGGUUGCGCAUAGAGACGGUGUAAGUUUUAUAAAUACGGACAGCGUAAUAAAUACACUUGUCCUACUGAAAGCAUGUUUCAAACCCGGCGAGCAAGAAUCGUUUUACAAUCUCCUCGGAAGAGAUGACGUCAAACAAGUUUUGGAAAUGUACAAACGAUCGCUGGUAGUAAUACUAAAGCCCCAACAGUUUGUACACGAUGAUUUGAUUUGUCUGAAACUUAAAUAUGAUGACUGGAUGGAAAUGAAAAGUCUUUAUGUGCAGUUACUUUUUGAUCUACACAUACCGUUCAUAGACAUUCGUUUUGAUGACGAUACAAAGAAAAUUGAGAUGAUCGCAGAGGCUUUAGCGGGAUCCAAGAUUGAACUGGACGAAUCGUUGUUUAAUAUGUUUUUGGAAAGAGAAGAAACAAACUUUGUCCAGAAUAGGUUUCUGUUUGUUAAAAGCGCUCCUGAAGGAAAUAGAGAAAUACAAAUACCUACACUUAAAGUGUAUUCCGAACACUACAUACAGAUUUGGACGACAAUGAAACAUGGACAAACAAACAGAUUUAUACAUAGACAUGGCCAUGAAAAAUUACUUUGUAUUGAAUUUGACAUAAAUGUGAAGUCAACAUGGGCACAGAAGGUUUUGUUGAAAGGGAUUUAUGUUAAUGGCGAACCAUACGUAUUUCUUGCCUGUACUGACAGUGGUUUGAAAGAACGCAAAUGCUAUUUAUGGAGAGGGCCUCAACAAGAAGUUGACGAGAUUAUUGAAAGCAAUGGGGACUUUUCACAGAUACAAACCGUAUCUAAAAGACUAGCGCGAAUUGGUUUGCUGUUUUCGGGGGUACAGCUGACGACACAGAAUGUUUCUCCGGAACAUAUGGUGAAAGUGAUAGAUAUUGAAUCCAAUGGAAAAGUGUUUACUGAUGGUUGUGGUGCAAUCGGAAUGCAACUUGCAACACAAAUUUUUCAAGAAGUAGAUGACAUAACCAUUGACAAAGAUUAUUUACCUAGUGUUUAUCAAGUGCGUUUGCAGGGAUACAAAGGUGUUUUGGCAGUAGAUCCUGGGAUUGAGCCGAAUUCAAUUCUGUUGCGUGACUCGAUGGAAAAAUUUCGAUCAACUGCUCAUCCGUUCAUAGGAAUUUGCAAUUAUUCGAGACCAUAUACAUUUGGCUAUUUGAACAAGCAGUUCAUAAUGAUGCUCUCUGGCCUCGGAAUUCCAGAUUUUGUGUUUCAACAGAAACAUGAAGUUCAUCUGAAUAAUCUGCAAAACAUGUUGACGGACACAGAGACGGCCAUAGAUGUGCUUCAGUGGCAGAAUGAAUUUGGUUACGCACUCUUGAUCAACAGCGCUGGAGGCAUACACAAUCUUUCAGAAGAACGUCGGCGGAAAGUUGAAAAAGUUCUAAAAGCAAUUCAGCAAAACGAAAACUCAAAGCUGGACAAACUACGUAUAUUGAUACCAAAAUCAAGGAAUAUAUUUGGAGUGUGUGACACACAAGGCAUUCUUGAAUACGGACAAUGUUUUCUUAGACUAACUGUAAAUGGAAGGCCGAAAACAAUAUGUGGACUUGUUGUCGUUUGUAAAAACCCUUGCUACUUGACUAGUGAUGUUAGAGUAUUAGAAGCAGUUAGUGAUAUUGAUAAUCCGAAUGCAAGGAGUCUGAAUCAUUUGGUUGAUUGUAUUGUAUUUCCUACCAAGGGAAAACGACCCCAUGCUGAUGAAAUAGCGGGCUCGGACUUAGAUGGGGAUCAGUUUUUUGUGUGUUGGGAUGAAGCAUUGAUCCCAAAUAAGACACGCCCACCCUACGAUUAUCCUUCCAUUUCCGCAAAGCCACAAGGCGCCAUUACCCAUGAGAAGGUAAUCAGUUACUUUUCAAAGCAAAAUGAAACUAGGAAACUGAUUGGACGUGUAAACAAACUUUACAAUUUAUGGGCUGACCGGAAAGGGGUCAAUUCAACAGAAUGUGAACUAUUGGGACAGCUGUUUUCAAGAGCUAUUGACGCUAGUAAAUCAGGCGAUGAAGUGAAGAUUCCGAAAGGUUUACAAAACGUAGAGGAAACGGAUGAAUGCAGAUUUGUAUGGGGCUGUAUGGAACAGACGGCCAAACAGCGCCGCGAAGCCUUUGCCAACGACAUUCUAGUAAACAGAGAUGAUGUGAUUUCUUUGGAAUUCGUCCUGGACAUUGGAAAACAAAUGCAUGGAAACAUCACUUCAUUUGACAAACUUACAUUGUUCAUCAGAUAUGUCGGCCAGACAGACCUGCCACAAGAUGAACAUGUUCGGGAAGUGUUUCAUUUAUUUGGAGAGUACUUGGACUUCAAUACCUUUGCAGCUUGGGAGAAGAGUGAGGCAAUUGCAUAUGGCUUUCCGAAAUCAAUAGUACUGAAUGCUUUAAAUACUUCAAAAAUUCUUUUUGAGGAAGACCUGAAACAUUUCAGUAUGGGAAGCCCAUUCAACCAGUGGAGUCUACUUGUCCACAUGCAACACGAUGACUUCAAAUGGAACCAUCUCUUGAAAGCAGUGACUGAAUACGACAACACAUUGGUAGUACUACGGCUUGAAGAUGACUUGAUCAUAGAACUUCAGAUUCUUGAAAGACUUGAACUUGGAAACGAACAGUUGAUGGAAGGUGGAAAAAUAUCCUCAAUUCUUCACUCAAGACAUUUCGGAUAUAAUUGUCGGUACAUUCUAGGGGAUACGUAUUACCUUGAUCUGUCAGAAAAUACUCUUCAACUGUAUCGAGACAAAAGCCGCGAACGAACGUUUAUUUGGCUUCAAUGCUUUGACAAGACACGAGACGAAAUGACGAUGAAGAAGCAGAAAAUUGAUCCGAAUGCAACAAACGCUAUCAGUACAGAUUUGCAACGAUACGACAGAAGAAUACUGGAAUCGACAAGAACGCAUCCUAAAGUGCGAAAAGCACAAUUCAAAGAGAUUGAAAUAUUUGUACGAUCGCUUGGUACCGAGGCUCCGUACUAUGACAUUUAUGACGUCAACGAUUUGCUUCCAGUUGAAGAAGAAUUUGAACCCGAAUUAGAAGUGACCGAUGCUGACAGUUUCGAUUUCGUUGAUUUGUUCCAUGAAAGAGUCCAGUUGUUUGAUUCAUUAGAUCGCGAGGAACAAUCGCAAGAACUUCUGAAGGCAGCAAACGUUCCUGACCUUUCUUUGUUUGAUAACGUUCUACAGUGUGAUGGUGCUGCAACUGCUGAAGCUGUCUAUAUGUUCCGAAAACUGCUGGAAAACAUCAUUGUUUCAACGGUUCCGUUUGAUCUACCAGAACAAACGAAACACAUUUUUACAAACAUUGUUCUAAAGUUUGUUGAUGUGAUGGCAGAAGUAAAGCCCUCGGAAAUAUUGAAGAUUGGAGCCUGUUUGACUCGAUUAGGGCAAGAUGCAAGUCUGCUGUCAGACAUGUUUGGAAGUGCGAUAUGUGAUUGCACGAUGUCUGAUAUGAUAGAAGCAAUUGCAAACUGGGACAGUUUUUACUUUUUAAGCGAAGAGUUCGCUAUCGCUUUCCUAGAAGGGCUGAGCGUUGCUGUUCUGUCACAAAUACAUGAAAAUGUGAACGAGAGCGCCAACGGAUCAAACACCAAUGUUGACAUGUACUUGCAUAGAGUUGUACAAUUACAUACACUGCACUUGCUAUCCGAUAUUGGCAAAACUAAAGACCAUAUGCAGACAACUGAUAGGACAGACAAAGUUCGUGUACAAAAUCAGUCAAUUACUCAUCUCAAACUUAAUAAUACAGCCGAUAUGGAAAACGAUACCAUUGUUUUGUAUCAUGUUAGCGCAGUUGAAGGAACUUCUAAAUUUCUCAAGGGUCAAUAUGUUGCUCUGUCACGGCAAAUCGAUCUAUCAAAAGGAAAGGGACUAAGGUCAGUGUGUUGCAUUUGCCAAGUCAAAGAUAUCAGUGUUGCUCCUUUCAAUGUGACUCUAAAGAUAGAAGGAAAUAUACCGACAAUAGUACGACGAACGCAAGCACUAGAGGGAAUACGGUUCUGGCGAAUAGAUCUUAUAGGGAAUAUUGUGACAUACAAUCGAAUAGUUUCUGCAUUGAAAGUAGUCAAUGCGAAAGGGAAUCAAAACGACCUGUUGCAGAUCAUUACAUCGCCUUCGGAAUUUGAAUUAAAAAGAAAUGAACAGGUGAUAUUUGUGAAGGAUAUUUACGUCAGAUCUGAUAUGCUACACUAUGAGAUGACCAACCUUAACACAUGCCAGACCACAGCACUUAAAACAGCAUUGGAAAACACACUUACUCUCAUUCAAGGUCCACCCGGGACAGGGAAAACGGAAGUGGCAUGUCAAAUUGUGAAGCGUUUGCUUUCCAUGGGUAAGGAGGAGAAAAUUCUUAUAGUUGCGGAAACGAAUAUUGCUGUAGACAACAUAGCCAGAAGAUUGCGGAAAGAUGCUGUUAUAGUUAGGAUAGGAGCUUCCGAAGGGAUUGCAAGUGAUAUAUAUGACAUAUCAUUGGAAGGGCAGAUGAGGAGAAUAGCGGACAUGGAAGCGAGGAAACUUAAAGUUCGUGACCAGCAAGGUGACACUCACAGAAACACACAAAUCAUGAACAGAAUUUUGUCAAAGGCCCAAGUCGUCAUGACAACAUGUGCUGGAGCUGGUGAUAUUUGCCUCGAAAACUAUUGUUUUCCAUAUUUGUUAGUUGAUGAAGCCACACAAACGCUCGAAACCACCCUUUUGUGUAGUAUUGCUCAUGGCGCAAAUAAGCUCGUGUUGAUUGGAGAUCCAAUGCAGCUUGGUCCGACAGCUGUAGACCAGAGUCACAGAGACACUUCUUCACCAAAUUUAUUCAAUAUUUCCCAGCUUUCGAAAACUCUAUUUCACAGACUUUACGAAAAGCAAGUAGUUCCAGUUUGUUUCCUUGACACCCAAUACCGAAUGCACCCGUCAAUAGCGAUGUUUCCGUCGGAACACUUUUACGAUGGGCGUUUAAAAACCGGAGAAUGCGCAAAACGAAGACCUCCAAUUGUUUUUCCAUGGCCAGGAAGAGCUCCCUUGUGCUUCAUUAACGUUAAGUCAUAUGAGAAGAAAAAGGGAUCAUCGUAUUACAACGAUAAGGAAGUUGAUACUGUUGUCAAAGUUGUCAAUAAGCUUUUUGACGUUAAAGAAGAGGAGAGGGCAAAAAGAAUAGGAAUCGAAGACGUGGGUGUUAUAACGCUUUACAAAGCCCAAGUGGAAGCACUCAAAAGCAGUGUUAGAAAAGGAAUACAAAUAAGUUCUGUGGAUGGUUUUCAAGGCCAAGAAAAAGAAGUCAUCAUCGUCAGUACAGUACGAAGUAAUGAGAAAGGAAGUGUGGGCUUUUGUGGUGAUAUGAACAGAAUGAACGUUCUUUUAACUCGGGCAAAGAGGGGAUUGAUAAUUAUAGGGAACGCGAAUACCUUGCAAAACUCGGAAAUUUGGCAUCAGUGGCUCGCACAUGCUCCAACAUUAGACGUUAGUAAAUUGGAAAAAUCGGAAGAGAUGGAAACAGCUCCUCGAACUCCAAGACAUAAAAACGUGAGGAAGACGAUAUAUACACGAAACGGCCGUCGGUAUUAAUGAGUAUCACCCCAGUGAUGAUAUCUAUUUGACAGAAGAUAAGUGUUGGACACCAAGGCAAUUGGAAAACUUUCUUCUAAACACUAGAUGACAUAGUUUUCAUUGAAAUGUUUUACGCCCUCCCUAUCAUUGCAGUUGUCAAUAUCAUUCAUAAGUUUUUUCAGUUUGUAUUUAAUAUAUUUGCGUAGUUCUUAGAAAAAAAAUACAUUGUUAGUUUCGAAACAUUUGUUUCAGUUGUUUGCACUUGUGAUUUGUAUAUUUUUGUAAAGUUUUUUUUAUUAUAAAUGGAAUUAAAAUGGUACUAUUUAGUAUUGAUGUGUUUCAAACAAUAUGUGCUAGAUUUAUGUGUUUUUAAAUAAUGUAAUGGUGAUUGCUGCGGCAAUGUCUUGAACUGUUUCUACUAACCUCCACGAGGGUUGAACAGAAAGUAAGUGUACUUUUAAAAUUAGCUUUUUUCUCGACAAAUUCUGAGGAAAUAUGUUGAGGUUUUUGUUUGUUUUUCAGAAAAUGCAUUGAGAAUAAAAACAAUGACUUACUUUGCUACUUUGGAACGUUUGUUAAACCGUGAAUCGCUAGGGCGGAGUCUCCAUAUGUUUAGUUUGAUGAGCAGCACUAUUUACAAUUAUGCUUUUUUGCUUAAUUAUUAUGCUUCCAUACAUUGUCAUCUAACGCAAGCAGUUGGUUAAUCAGUGGAUGAGAAAAAAAAAUAACAUCAGUUUUUGCAAAUGUUAUGAAGAUGCUAAUGAAGUAAUUGUUAUUUAUUAUACCUCACGUGACCUGCCCAUGUUAAUUUCUCAUAUACCCAUCAUGGGCAAUUUCGUACUGUCACACACUGACAGUACCGGUUUGACCGGUUGACAUGAUACUGUCACAUAGCACGCGCGUCUAAAAAUAGGCAUUUUUUGGUUUCCCAAGUCUGAGGUGAUAAGCGGUUAUUAAAAUGUGGUAACUUCCGGUGUUUGCAUUAUUUCUUAACGACAUUUAUAACUAAUGACAACUAAUGAAAACAAACAAUAAUUACAGAAUAGAUUGAUUAAACUUGAAUGUUGUGUCUGGUAAAUCAUCUUUAUAUAUGUAUAUAAAUGUAACUGUGUUCGCUAUAAUAAAAUAAAUAUUGCAUAGCUUCCAGUGUGACAGUACAUAUUGUCAACAUUCGGGAAAUACUGUUACCCUUACUGUCACACUGGAAGCCAUGCAAUAUUUAUAUAUUGUCACCUGCGAGAUGUUCCUGCUGCUCCAACAAGCUAUACUUUGAAUUCAAAUUAUAAAGUGGGAGUACAAUGUAUUGAGAUUGAGCCCAACACACUGAGAUUAUUUAAAUACAUGGUUCUUGAGAUAUAACAAAAUCCAUUAACCUAAACUGCAAUACAAAAAGUCCACGAAAUUCUUGAUCAACCCUCGUAUGUUUUAAAUAAUGAUGUUAUAACUGAAUGCCAUUAUCAAUAUAUAAUAUACUUGUAUGUGUUUGAAAUGUCGCUUGAGUACUCGUUGUCAAACUUAUUUAAAACGUAUUAAU